Molecule: messenger RNA, 2981 nt
Organism: Miniopterus natalensis
Lineage: Eukaryota; Metazoa; Chordata; Mammalia; Chiroptera; Miniopteridae
Gene: FNTB
Product: farnesyltransferase, CAAX box, subunit beta
Biological process (GO): protein farnesylation
Cellular component (GO): protein farnesyltransferase complex
Molecular function (GO): protein farnesyltransferase activity
Source: RefSeq, a predicted model, not a curated record
GAGAAUUAGCAGAAUGUUGAAAAGAAGUGUGUAUAUUUUUUUGCAUAAGGAACCAAGGCAUCUUACACCAUCUCUCUGAAAGGCAGUUCAGACGUCACAUAUCCUUUGCGCUCCAGGAAGCUGAGCCUCUUGCAGCAGCAACUCUCACCAGUGGGGGGCGGCAGCAUCUCAGUGACUCACUUCCUGAAGACUUGUAGGUAGGAGGAGAGAGAUUCGCGUUCAAAACCUUUUUGACUCUAUCCGCUCGCCGUAGCGCCUUAAGCCGCUCGAGUUUCAAUGCGCGUUGUUGUUGGACGAAGCUGAGUCCUAUACACCGCCCGCUGCUCUCCUGAUCAUGGCUUCUCCGAGUUCCUUCACCUACUACUGCCCUCCAACUUCCUCCCCUGUCUGGUCAGAGCCGCUGUACAGUCUGAGGCCCGAGCACGCGAGGGAGCGGUUGCAGGACGACUCGGUGGAAACAGUCACGUCCAGAGAACAGGCAAAAGUAGAAGAAAAGAUCCAAGAGGCCUUCAGUUGUUACAAGUUCAACCACCUUAUACCAAGGCUCGUUUUGCAGAGGGAGAAGCACUUCCAUUACCUGAAAAGAGGCCUUCGACAGCUGACAGAUGCCUAUGAGUGUCUGGAUGCCAGCCGCCCGUGGCUCUGCUACUGGAUCCUGCACAGCUUGGAACUCCUAGAUGAACCCAUCCCCCAGAUGGUGGCGACAGAUGUGUGUCAUUUCCUGGAGCUGUGUCAAAGCCCAGACGGUGGCUUUGGAGGGGGCCCUGGCCAGUACCCACACCUCGCACCCACCUAUGCAGCAGUCAAUGCACUGUGCAUCAUUGGCACCGAGGAGGCCUAUGACGUCAUUAACAGAGAGAAGCUCCUGCAGUAUUUAUAUUCUCUGAAGCAACCUGAUGGCUCUUUCCUCAUGCAUGUUGGAGGUGAGGUGGAUGUGAGAAGUGCGUACUGUGCCACCUCGGUAGCUUCUCUGACCAACAUCAUCACUCCAGACCUCUUUGAGGGCACUGCUGAAUGGAUAGCAAGGUGUCAGAAUUGGGAAGGUGGAAUUGGCGGGGUGCCAGGGAUGGAAGCCCACGGAGGCUAUACUUUCUGUGGCCUGGCUGCACUGGUCAUCCUCAAGAAGGAACGGACCUUAAACCUGAAGAACUUGCUGCAAUGGGUGACAGGCCGGCAGAUGCGGUUUGAAGGUGGAUUUCAGGGCCGCUGCAACAAGCUGGUGGAUGGCUGCUACUCCUUCUGGCAGGCCGGGCUGCUGCCCCUCCUGCACCGGGCGCUGCACGCUCAAGGAGACCCUGCCCUCAGCAUGAGCCACUGGAUGUUCCACCAGCAGGCGCUGCAGGAGUACAUCCUCAUGUGCUGCCAGUGCCCCGCAGGGGGCCUUCUGGACAAGCCUGGCAAGUCUCGGGACUUCUACCACACCUGCUAUUGCCUGAGCGGCCUGUCAAUAGCCCAGCACUUCGGGAGUGGAGCCAUGCUGCACGAUGUGGUCCUGGGUGUGCCUGAAAAUGCUCUGCAGCCCACUCACCCCGUGUACAACAUUGGACCGGACAAGGUGAUCCAGGCCACCAUGCACUUUCUGCAGAAGCCAGUCCCAGGCUUUGAGGAGCAUGAGGAGGAGGCAACAGCAGAGUCUUCCACUGACUAGAGGACGUAGCGUCCGAGUGUCUGUGUUCACCGCAGCUCAGUGUCUGUCCGUUCAGACCAAGGUUUCUAGUUCUGAUAACACUGCACUCUGUGCUGCACAGCCUUGGCCACUCUGGAGCUGCCAUUGCCCUUUCUUAUCAAACAGAACAAAACCAAUGGCUCUGGGUUUGGAGAACACAGUGGCAUGGUUUUAAAAAAAUUCUUUCCACUCCUGACAAACCAAAAAUGUAUCAGCACGUGCGGCAUCUAAACCAAUUUGGGGCCUGGCCAGAGUUGGUUGGGGAGCAGUGCAUGCUGGGAAGAAGCAGCCCCUCCCCGCCAGCUCUCCAGCCCGGACAUUCCUAUUGAAAUGAAUGACGUCCUUGAGUAUUACAGCAUCUACUGCUGCGACUCCCACUUGCACGCCACCAUGAAGUCACCAGGAAGGUGCCCUCCUAUGGGUGAAUAAAUCUGCUCUGUGACAAGGGAGGGGCUUUGGGUCCCACCAAAAUGAAUUUUCCAGAAAAACAAACCAUGGUGGGGCUUCACUAGGAGGUGCCCAAGGCUCUCUCCUCCCUCCCUGGUCAUUUGCAAUGGAAGAAAGCGGGGUCCCUCCUCCUGCACACUGGAGAACUGAGCCACACAUUUCUCAAAGGCCACGCUUGGUACAGGGGCGGAUUUGCUUCAGCCCCAGUGUGGGAAACCAAUUAUGAGUGGAAAAUGAACCUCUAAUUUAACUCUGUGCCAGAGAAAGCAGCCCCAGGGCCCACGCCCUCACCCCAGCCCAUCAUGUACCGUGAAAAACCCCUCUGACGGCCUCAAGGAGGCGCCUGCAGUCCAUGGCCAUUCUGCGUGUUUCCAUCUUCCUUCCACCAGAGUCCCAGCCCACCCUCCUCAAAGUGUUGUCUUCUCUCGCCCAGAAUAUUAACACUACUAAGUCUUUCACCUUAAUUUCUGACUCAGGAUUUCUUCACAUCCUGCCCACUCCAGGCUCAGAGAAAUAAAACCAAGUGCUAGACGAGCUGGCUGCUUGAGGCAGUAGCCACAUGAACCUGGCUGUGGCAGGGCUGAGAGCUGACCGGUGUGUUCAGCCCCUGCCGCUCACACGGAACACUUUCUAGGUCAGUCGGGUGUUGAUCUGGGUCAUAUGUCCACUGCUGCAGUCACAGCAAGCUCCAUGUUGCUGACCAGGCUUUCCUGUAGGCGCCAUGGGCUGUGGGCAGCCGAGAGCUCAGAGAUGGGGCACGAGGCGCUUCUCAAAAACUCUGGCCAUUUGCUGCCUCUAAUUCCCUAUUGCUUUGGCGUAUUGGACUAUGUAUUACCUCCUUGAAAUAAUAAAAGAAUAACAUUUUCUA